GUGAUCUCCUAUCUCCUCCUGACCCCAGUGACACAGUGCACCCAUGAAAAGGUGAAUGGGGCACUGUAUCACUACAGAUAAUUUGACCACUCAGUCAUUUCCUCCAGUUAUCUGCUAUUCCUUCACGUAAUUCCUGGAAGCAUGCUAUGAAGAGUCACAAAACAGUUUGCAAAUUUAUAGAGACAUUCUUAACAAAGUAGUAAAAUCCUUACGGAAAAUUUUUUUAAUUUGUGUUCAGAUUUUUGACUGUCACAAAGAUUGGGGCCCCUCCAGGCUGUUUAGUAUCUAAGAGACAAAGAUAAAAGAUGUGCUACACCCAUGGGCCAGUUCCAUACAAAGAAAACUGUCCCACUCCUUAUACACAGUCUUGAUGUAAUCAGAUGAAUUUGGUCAUUCAUCUCCACUCUGAAAUUUCACCCUGGUUCCCCAUCUAGUCCUAACUUUUGGAAUUUACAACAGUUUUACCAAAGUCUCCUACAGAUCCACGAAGGGGAAAAUUUUCUCUAUGUUUGCAGAAGAGGAGAAGGUCAUCAUUUUGUAAACCCUGCAGACCAUCCUUCCUCUCAUGAGAUCUCAACAACUUGUCCAUUUCAAUCUGGAAAAUGAGGGAAAGGAAGCUGUCCCUGGGUAUUUGAAUUUAAUUAACGCCUUUCCCAGUUUGUUUUCAUCUUCUUUAUUUUUUAAGUAAUAUUUGACAUUCUUUGCAAAACAUUUAUACUUUUUUUUCGUAAUUAUUAUCUGUCUCUUCCCAUAGAACAAAAGCUCCAUAACAAUAAGCCACAUGAUGCCUAGAACAGCACCUGGGAUUGAAAAAUAAUUAUUUUGAAAAGAAUUAAUAGGCCUCUAGCAGCAUUAUGGCUGAUCUGCUACAAAUGUAUUUUAUUGAAAUGAAUGUAUUGAGACUCAGAGAACUCCCGUCAUUUUCUCAAGUCAGGAUUCCUGCUCAGAUCUCCUCAGUCUAAUAGCUUAAGUCUUACCAUAUCAUAUGUACCUGGUACAUAGAAUGUCUUCAUAUAAUAUGAGCUGAAGGAAUUAAACCCACUGUCCUUUAGCCAUGGAGACAGACAAUCACACCGUGACUGAGUUCAUCCUUGUGGGCUUCACAACAGACCCUGUGAUGCAGUUGAUCCUAUUUGUGGUGUUCCUUGCUGUGUACUCUGUGACCCUGGUGGGAAAUACCAUGUUAAUAACAUUGAUCUCUAAUGACUCCCGGCUCCACACACCCAUGUAUUUUUUCAUUGGAAAUCUGUCGUUCCUGGAUCUCUGGUGUUCCUCUGUCUAUACCCCGAAGAUCCUAAAGACGUGCAUCUCCGAGGACAAAAGCAUCUCCUUUGCUGGCUGUGUAGCUCAGUUCUUCUUCUCUGCUGGGCUGGCAUUUAGUGAGUGUUACUUGUUGGCCGCCAUGGCUUAUGACCGCUAUGUGGCUAUCUCAAAACCACUGCUUUAUUCUCAGGCAAUGUCCAUAAGGCUGUGCACAUUUUUAGUAGUAGCCUCAUAUCUUGAUGGAUUUAUCAACUCUUCUGUCAUCACCAAAAGAACUUUUGCCUUGAGCUUCUGUGGUGACAAUGUCAUUGAUGACUUUUUCUGUGAUUUACUUUCUCUGGUGAAGCUGGCUUGUGGCAGAAAAGAUGGCUACCAGACUCUACUAUAUUUCCUCCUGGCCUCCAAUGUCAUCAUCCCCAUUGUGCUCAUCCUCGCCUCCUACCUCUUCAUCAUUACCACCAUUUUGAGGAUCCGUUCUACCCAGGGCCGCCUCAAAGCCUUCUCUACCUGCUCCUCCCACUUGAUUUCUGUCACCUUAUACUAUGGCUCCAUUCUCUACAUCUACUGUCACCCCCGAUCUAGCUAUUCCAUGGAUAGGGACAAAAUAGUUUCCACCUUUUACACUGUGGUCUUCCCCACAUUGAAUCCUAUGAUCUACAGCCUGAGGAAUAAGGAUGUGAAAGAGGCUCUGAAUAAACUCUUUAAAUGAAUCCAGAUUCUCUCCUUCUAAGGUAAUGCAAAGAAAAUUUUUGAUCAGGUAUUUUGUAUCUCCAGCAGAGCUGCCAUUGUGCUCCAUCAGGAUAAAAAAAACAUAUUCAAAUUAAAGAGUUUUUCCAACCUUGACACAACACAGUCCAGUGGAUCUAAGAUAAGAAAAUUAGGGCAAUUUAGGAAAUAACACUUGAAUAUAAAGCCUAAAUUUUGAUUGAAUUCCAUUGGUUAGAAACAACCAAAACCAUGGAUUAGAAGCAACAAGAAAAUAAAAUUCAAAAACUGUUCUCUAUCCUCAUAAAGGAAAG
This is a messenger RNA of Loxodonta africana (African savanna elephant), 2282 nucleotides long. RefSeq names its product olfactory receptor 9G19-like. NCBI's taxonomy places the organism in Eukaryota, Metazoa, Chordata, Mammalia, Proboscidea, Elephantidae. Gene Ontology annotation, cellular component: membrane. The record is from RefSeq and is a predicted model, not a curated record. The transcript has a single exon. Gene Ontology annotation, molecular function: G protein-coupled receptor activity; odorant binding; olfactory receptor activity. Bases 1055 to 1972 code for a protein of 305 amino acids. Gene Ontology annotation, biological process: G protein-coupled receptor signaling pathway; sensory perception of smell.